UAACUCGUGAGAUGUUACCCAACUUUAUACAAAAAAACCCUAAAGACAAAAACCACCGAAAGCAAAGCACUGAACACGCUUUGAUUUCACUUCCAACUUCCAAAACUUGGUCAAAAAAAACGCCAUCAUCAUACUCAAAUCAUACCACAAGCAUGCAACCGGAGAAUUCCGAGCUCUACCGUUUUCUGGCUCAAAACGGCGUCGGAUCGUACGGCUUUCCUGCCAAUUUGGAGUUUCCAGCUAUGCAAAGCUUUUCCAGUUCCUCCACGUACUAUCCUCUGGAGAUGUCUGGAGUUACAACUGAGACGACGCCGCAGGAUAGAGCUCUUGCUGCUUUGAAGAAUCACAAAGAGGCUGAGAAAAGGAGGAGAGAGAGGAUUAACUCUCAUCUCAAUAGGCUACGGAGCCUUCUUCCUUGUAAUUCUAAGACAGACAAAGCUUCUCUUCUGGCGAAGGUGGUCCAACGCGUGAAAGAACUGAAACAACAGACCCUUGAACUCACUGAACUCGAAGCCUUCCCGUCUGAAACCGACGAAAUCACAGUGCUUUCAUGCGAUUAUUCAAUUGAUGGAAGGCUAAUAUUCAAGGCUUCCUUGUGCUGUGAGGACCGGUCCGAUCUUUUACCGGAGCUAAUCGAGAUUCUAAAGUCUCUCCAUUUGAAGACACUAAAAGCAGAAAUGGCAACGCUAGGAGGAAGAAUCCGCAACGUUCUAAUUGUUGCAGCAGAUAAAGAUCACAGCAUUGAAUCAGUUCAUUUCUUGCAAAACGCAUUGAAAUCUUUGCUGGAACGUUCAAAUUCAAGCGAUCGGUCUAAAAGGAGACGGGUAUUGGAUCACAAAAUAAUGGUCUAGUCCAUAUGUAAGAAUUGUCCUUCCAUUGUUUAAAGAUUUUAUCUUUCCUUUUGAUUUAAUUUUUUUCUUUUGGGUGGUUUUUGGUGUUGGGGGUGGGGAAGGGAGCUCGAUUUCGUUUUCUAGUGUGACAUGGAUUGUACUUGUAUGGUGGGUUUGUUUAACUUGUAUUUGAAAUGAAAUCCAAAAGAAGGGGAAAAGAUCUUCUUGUGCUGCAGAACCGUGGGGGGUCACUACUAGCUUGCUGCUGUGUUAUAACUAUAGGAUUUAGAUUUGAGAAGAUCUGGGUCGAUCCUGCAGUUAGCAAGGAAAAACCGGAAGGAGAAUCAAAUCCAAUCCAAUAAUCCGAUGUUCUGAAAUCUCAAUGAAGGUGUACGUACGUUGUGGGUGUCUUUUAGCUGUAAAAGCAGUAGUUUGUGUGAGUUUCGAAGCUCUCAUAGAAUAGCAUCUGAACUGAAUCUUAAUGAUAGUAUCAUAUUACUAUAUAUCAUCUCUUUCUCAUAUUGUGGGUUUUGGCAGCUGGCACUUCCCUUACUGAGCAUUUUGUUUUGUACAAUGACUCUGGAGAAACAAGCAUUAGAGUGGAAGGAUUUUGAAGCUUCUUGAACGAUUCUGUUACAUCCAAACGCAGAUUUGGUGCUUAAAUCAUGGUCUGUUGUUGAGAUAGUGAUGGCCUUAUCUGGGACACCAGUUAUCUGCACGACAACUGAUGUUCUUUCUUCUUCUUCCUUCUUUUUUUCUUUGUUCGGGUGAUGUUUAAAUAUUCAGUUCCUGCAUUAGAGAAGCAACUUCUGCUUUGGGGAACAUUCUCACAGGAAUCCAGGAGGAUCUCUGCUAUUGAGAACUGAUGCUUUAUUACUUUUGUCUUUCAUGGAAACAAUGUUAGCCCUUGCUAUUUCUUU
Molecule: messenger RNA, 1750 nt
Organism: Theobroma umbraticum
Lineage: Eukaryota; Viridiplantae; Streptophyta; Magnoliopsida; Malvales; Malvaceae
Product: basic helix-loop-helix (bHLH) DNA-binding superfamily protein
Biological process (GO): regulation of DNA-templated transcription
Molecular function (GO): protein dimerization activity; DNA-binding transcription factor activity
Source: RefSeq, a predicted model, not a curated record